GCUGGGGUGGCAGCUGCCCCUGCGCGGGGGCGACGCUUGCGAUCGUCCUGGAGCCCGAGACUGUUGGGUUGUGUGUGCGGGUGGAGAGGACUCGGUGGCUGUGGGCGGUUGAGGGGCGGGUCGUGGCGCAGCUGGCCCCCUUGGAGACACCUCGGAUCACGGGAUGGAGGCGCCCGGCAGAAGGGAAUCUCGCCUUUGCGGGAAUGAAUGAAGAGCUAUGGAAGCGCCUUCCGACUCCUCCGGGCGAACGGAUUGGCCGGCGUGCGCGCGUGUGUAUGCGUGAGUGUUUAGGAUUCGGAGCCGCCAGGGUCCUGGGCGCGGCUGCUGGACCUUCCAGCCGCGGUCCUGGUACCCACGUUGCCCGCCCGCCCUGCGUCCGGGGUCUGCCUGAGCGGCUGGAGCAGCGGGUGUAGACUGGAGUCUGGGGCUCGGAUGCCGGCUGUUGGCGGCUGGAUGUCCACGCUUUGAGUAGAGAGGUUGAGAAGGAGGCGGCACAGGCUGGGGCUGGGACCUGGUCCUCGUGCCCCCAUUUUCCUGUUCCCCGAGGCCCUUCGCUGUGUUCACUCUGGGUAAUCUGAUGUCUUAAAGAUUUUGUUCCCCAUGAAGAGGAAACAUUUCAAAGGAACACAGGAUGUAAGAGAAGAAAUCUUCAGGGACUCUGCAUGGAUGGCACGUCAAUCCAUCUCCCAUUGCAUCGGCCAUGAACUCUUCUAAUCCUGUGGGUGUUUCUAUGUUUUCCAGUGAGAAUUCUUCCACUUCAUUUUGUGCCAUGGGAAAAACCUGAAGGACAGGAAGAAUUGCUCCCAACCUUGUGGCUUUUUUCAGGAUUGCAGUAGCUCUUACAGAACAUGACAACUGGAGAUCAUUCGUGUUGUCUUUUGGAAUUGAGCCAAAGAACGUGCUUCCUCAGUCUCUGGUGUUUUGGUGCUUGCUCCAUUUUAUGUCUGUUUCUGUUGCUUGUGCCUUUCGAUCAUCUUAUGUGAUCACGAGACGUCCUUGAAGUUUUCCAGUACGACUUGCACGCGUCUGGAUUCCUCAGGGGCUCGCUCAUGGCUCGGUGGGCCAGCGGUUCAAGGACAUUACCAUGAGGCACUGCAUUAACUGCUGCAUACAGCUGUCGCCCGACGACACACACCCACAGCAGGUUGGCUGUCGAGGAGGCCCCCAUCACGGUCACCAGGAGUGCCCUGCAUGCAAAGGAGAAAACAGAAUUGUGUUUCGAGUGGACGGUAAGCAGAUGAACUUGCUUGCUGUUCUCGAAGUGAGGGCUGAAGGGAAUGAGAGCUGGGGUGGGUUUUUGCGCUUCAAAAAGGGAAAGCGAUGCAGCCUUGUUUUUGGAUUGAUAAUAAUGACGUUGGUGAUGGCUUCGUACAUCCUCUCUGGGGUCCACCAAGAGCUUCUGCUCUCAUCGCCUUUCCAUUACGGAGCCUUCCCCAGCAAUCCCAGCUUGAUGGAUGGCGAAAAUCCGAGUGACAUGAAAGAGCAUCAUCACCAACCCUCUAUAAGUAAUAUUUCAUUAGUGAAAGACUAUCCAAGCAUUAAAUUAAUUAUCAACAGCAUCACGGCCAGGAUUGAGUUCACUACCAGACAGCUCCCAGAUGUAGAAGAUCUCAAGAAGCAGGAAUUGCAUAUGUUUUCAGUGAUCCCCAGUAAAUUUCUCCCCAAUAGUAAGAGCCCCUGUUGGUACGAGGAGUUCACGGGGAGGAACACCACCGACCCCUACCUGACCAACUCCUACGUGCUCUACUCCAAGCGCUUCCGCUCCACCUUCGACGCCCUGCGCAAGGCCUUCUGGGGCCACCUGUCCCACGCCAACGGCAAGCACUUCCGCCUCCGCUGCCUGCCGCACUUCUACAUCAUCGGGCAGCCCAAGUGCGGCACCACCGACCUCUACGACCGCCUGCGGCUGCACCCGGAAGUGAAGUUCUCCGCCAUCAAGGAGCCGCACUGGUGGACCCGGAAGCGGUUCGGGAUCGUCCGCCUAAGAGAUGGGCUGCGGGACCGCUAUCCUGUGGAAGAUUAUCUGGACCUCUUUGACCUGGCUGCACACCAGAUUCAUCAAGGACUGCAGGCCAGCUCUACAAAGGAGCAGAGCAAGAUAAAUAGAAUCAUUAUCGGGGAGGCCAGCGCCUCCACCAUGUGGGAUAACAACGCCUGGAUGUUCUUCUAUGACAACAGCACGGAUGGCGAGCCCCCCUUUCUGACCCAGGACUUUAUCCACGCCUUUCAGCCAGAUGCGAAACUGAUCGUCAUGCUCAGGGACCCCGUGGAGAGGUUGUACUCAGACUAUCUCUACUUUGCAAGUUCGAAUAAAUCUGCAGAUGACUUCCAUGAAAAAGUGACAGAAGCUCUGCAGCUGUUUGAAAAUUGCAUGCUGGAUUACUCACUGCGCGCCUGCGUCUACAACAACACCCUCAACAACGCCAUGCCGGUGAGGCUCCAGGUCGGGCUGUACGCUGUGUAUCUCCUGGACUGGCUCACUGUUUUUAAUAAAGAACAGUUCCUCAUUCUUCGCCUGGAAGACCACGCCUCCAACGUCAAGUACACCAUGCGCAGAGUCUUCCAGUUUCUCAACCUCGGGCCCUUAAGUGAGAAGCAAGAGGCCUUGAUGACCAAGAGCCCUGCGUCCAACGCGCGGCGUCCGGAGGACCGGAGCCUGGGGCCCAUGUGGCCGGUCACACAGAGGAUCCUGCAGGACUUCUACGGGCCCUUCAACACGCGGCUGGCGCGGGUUCUCGCCGACGAGGCGUUCUUGUGGAAGAAGACGUGAGGGCCGAGGGCUCGCUGCCGGCUCAGGCCGGGUUUCCGUUAUUUCCAUGAUUUGAAAUCUCUCUUGGUGGGGAUCCUUUUUGCUAAGAGAUUGGAGAAAUCCCCUCCCCAGGCACCUGCGUAUGGAAACCGUUUCAAAAUCUCGUUUGUGAUGUUAAACAGCCCAGCAAUGGUCCCUUCACCGAGUCUCAGAUGGAGGCUGUUGGAGAUUCCACUCGGGAAAGGGUCCCCUUCUGCUCCAAGAGAGACUGAGCUCCGGGAUGAGGCCGGCAGGCACUGGGCUCGGUGCCGAGAGGGAAGCACCGAGUCUGGGAUCCACUGGAGGCCCCACCCUGGGGCUGGCCAGGAUGAACUUUUCACACUGAGUUUUGAAACCCUCUGUGCAGAUCACUAACCUCAUUUGGGCAGAGAAUGGAAGCUCUUUUAUUUUUUUUUUCCCUUUUACCCCAAAGUCAGCCCUUCCGUCUCUUCAAAUAUAAACCCUGUUAACUUCACUCUUUAACGAGGGAGAAAGACCCAAGUCAGUUUUUGGCAGCACGUUCGUGUCUUGGUUGGACCUCCUCCCCGUCUGUCCUUGUGGACUUGACUUACGUUUAACAGAAGAUGAGCGUGUUUGAAACAGACCACUUUCUGCGUUUCAGUAGCUAGAGCUCUCUUUUCUGCCCCUUUAGGUGUUUUCUCAAAAGUUUUUUCAGUUUAUAAUUGGAAUAUAAAUUCAGUUUAAAAUUGGAAGGGAAAUUUUUGCUGUUAAUGCCAGACUGAGCAACUUGGAGUUGAUGGGAAAUCUGGGCACCAUCCAGGUGCCACGCACCCGAGGCCCUCAGAGACUGAGGGCUUCGGAAGUUUUAGUUGUGGGUGCAGCAGGUUGUUUGCUCUGCCUUCUUCCCAAACGAGCUUAUUACCCACAUUCUCCACCAUGUGUGGCCGGAGGUCGUUCCUCACUCCAUGAACUACAAGAUUCUGGUUUCCUGAUUCAGAAACACAUAAGCUAUGUAUGCUUGGGUGUGCUGGGAUUCGGAAGGAGAACGCCAGGAGCUGUGUUCUUGACGGAACUUUCUGGGCCACUUGGCUGCUUGGUUUACUGACGGACAGGCCAAAGGCCUUGCCAUUUCCUGGAGACGGUGGGAAAGCGUGAACACAUUCCUCACACACAGGCCCAGGCGGGACCCCCACCAAGCUUCGCGUGCAAGCGUUGUCAAGGGAAGCUUCCUGCCAGUCAGAGCGCUCAAGUGGAGAUCCCGGCGGUGCACCAGUCAGACAGCGCCAAUGCCUACAUGCCCAGCCGCCGCCGCUCAUGGGCGUGAGGGUUUGCUCAGCUGUCCGGCCCCGGCGCCGUGGUCUUUCCGCUGUCAGAGGUGCGAUGCUCGGCCUGUUCAACAGCGAGCGGAGGGCUCUCCCUGGCACGGCCGGGCUGUUUCUGCUUCUGAUGGAGCCGUGGUCCUGAACACCUGCUUUCAGGGACAGUCCGCCUUCCCUCCCGCUGUGGCACUCGGAGCAGCAGCCAGCAGGGAACCCUGGCCUGAGCACGAGGUGCUGGGGGGAGGCAUCGCUUGCGCGUGCGUGUGUAUUUAUUUGCAGGGCGGGUGCGUGUGUCGACGCGAGGGAGCAAUUCCAAGCAGGCCCCUUCGGUUCUGUUGCUGGCGGCCUCCCCCGCUCGGGACACAGCCCCUUCCUGGAUUUACUUCCCUGCCAAUUAGCUAGUCACCUGCAGCCCGUGCUUGCUCCUCCGCCCCGACCGUAACUACAACCGGGGCUCUUCCCGCGCACUCCUAGGCAUGUGAACAACAUGCGGCGUCAUUCUGCUUCUUACAGAAGUAAUACUGAAAGUCGUAUUUCCAAUAUUAUUUGGUUUAUUUUACAAAUCUUUUUAUAGACGCAGGCCCAUCCCUCGGUGCCAGUCAGCGCCAUGCAGACCCGGUUUCUCCGGGGGCCUUUCUCCAAAGGGCUGUCUGUCUGUCUGUCUGUGUGUCGCCUUUGCGUUCCUCCGCUCUCCCAUUCGAGGCCCCACUCCCAGUGACGGCGCAGCUGCCGUUUCCAGCGGGCGACCUCCAGCCUGUCGUCCCAAACCAAAGCGAAAUGAAGCAUUUCUCACAACCCGGUACUGAAGUUCCUUUGUGUCCCCAAAGCUGUGUAUCGGAUUGUAUUAAAUUGUACUCCCUUAGUCGUGUAAGGUAUGUUAAGUGAACCACAGUUAUGCUGUACUUUUAUUAAUAUUUAACAUAAUUAAAUGUGGACCCCUGUGACCGGGACCCCAGA
Messenger RNA from Vicugna pacos (alpaca), 5025 nucleotides. It is a transcript of the gene CHST15, whose product is annotated as carbohydrate sulfotransferase 15. The record is from RefSeq and is a predicted model, not a curated record. Gene Ontology annotation, molecular function: N-acetylgalactosamine 4-sulfate 6-O-sulfotransferase activity. Lineage: Eukaryota; Metazoa; Chordata; Mammalia; Artiodactyla; Camelidae. Gene Ontology annotation, biological process: hexose biosynthetic process.